AUGAAGCACAACGCCCUGGUGGUUGGCCCCCCCAGCCCGCCCAACGUGAGGCAUGGCCUCAUCGAAGGAGGGCCCAUUGGCCAGAAGGCCACUCCGGAGGCACGUGCCACACCGCCGCUGUCGCCUGAGGUGGCCGCCAAGGUGGAGGCGUCCAGCGAGAGCAGCAGCACUGUCACUGAUGGUGAGCACGGCAGCAGUGACCGGCAGGGAGACUUUCCUCCGGCGCAGCUGCAAGGUCCUCCACAACAGACUGAGAGUCAGGAAAUUGUGGAGUGGGUGGCCGAUGACCACCUGGACCAGCCCGUUCGGCUGGCGGAGUGGGACGUAGCCACCGAUGAACAGGAUACGAGCUUGAGGGUCACCUGGGAUGCCAUUGAGGUGGUGUCCGGAACUGCAGUCCACGUCGCAGUUCCCUGGGUUCGGGUGACGUUCAGCGUCAUCGAACACGGGCCAGGGGGCGACGCGGACAUCCCAUUUGGUUGGGAAGCGUGGGAUGAUGCUGAGGACGAGCCGGUGCUCGGCUGGGCGACAUCUCCACUCC
Molecule: messenger RNA, 541 nt
Organism: Ostreobium quekettii
Lineage: Eukaryota; Viridiplantae; Chlorophyta; Ulvophyceae; Bryopsidales; Ostreobiaceae
Source: the annotation of a GenBank genome assembly